Messenger RNA from Cucurbita maxima (winter squash), 1393 nucleotides. RefSeq names its product bZIP transcription factor 53-like. Gene Ontology annotation, cellular component: nucleus. Lineage: Eukaryota; Viridiplantae; Streptophyta; Magnoliopsida; Cucurbitales; Cucurbitaceae. Gene Ontology annotation, molecular function: transcription cis-regulatory region binding; DNA-binding transcription factor activity. The transcript has a single exon. Bases 634 to 1062 code for a protein of 142 amino acids. The record is from RefSeq and is a predicted model, not a curated record. Gene Ontology annotation, biological process: positive regulation of DNA-templated transcription.
UCGCCAUUCGCUCGCAGUCUUCACCUAAGCUAAGCCUCUCUCUCUCUUUUUCUUCUUCCACUUUUCCUCUCUUCUCUAGUCUUUUCAUUUUAUCUCUUUCUUCCUUCUUUCCUUGUUCUUGCGUUUUUCUUUUCCCUUGCUUUCUCUUCUCUUUCAUUGUCCUCUUUAAUUCCAAUCUCUUAGAUUUCUAUCCAAUUCUUCGUCACAGUUCUUGACUACGGCUUGAUUUGUGAUUUGUAGUUCUUCUCUCUGUUUGUCCGUUCCUUGAUUCAUUUCCCCUGCUCCGUGUUUGUCUCUCUUGCUCUGAUUUCAAAAUCCAUGGUUUACUACUUCCUUCUAGGGUUUUCCUGAUUACCUCGAUGAUUUUAGGUUUUCUAUGACGUUCUCUUUACUGAGGCGACGUAUUCGUAUCCUCCACUCGUUUUCGGUUGUGUUUCUGUACUGGUUCUACGUCUUCUCAUGAACUAAUCGCCUUCUUCGUCGCUGUGGAAUUUGAUUGAUCUCUUCUUGCGGUAGCCUGAGUUGUAGAUCGGGAGAUUCAUUUGAUUUUUAUCAGAUUAGAUACUAAAACAACUUUUUACUCGAGAUUACUUGGUAUUAUUUUGGCGGGAAGUAAUUGAAAGAGAGAAUUAUAUGGCAUCUAUUCCAAGGAAAAGCUCCCCCGGAUCAAAUGGAGGUUCGCAACCUGCCAUUCCUGAUGAGAGAAAGCGGAAGCGGAUGCAAUCCAACAGAGAAUCGGCUCGGAGAUCUCGGAUGAAAAAGCAGAAGCAAGUGGAAGACCUCACGGGGGAGCUGAGCCGAUUACAAAUGGCGAAUAAUCAGCUUCUGCAGAGCAUUGGUGCCAAGGAGCAAGCAUUUGUUCAGGUCGACAACAUGAACAAUGUUCUCAGGGCUCAAGCUAUAGAACUGGCCGAUCGUCUGCGAUCCCUGAACUCGGUCCUUCAGAUCGUCGAGGAGGUUAGCGGGCUUGCUAUGGACAUCCCUGAAAUUCCCGAUCCUCUCUUGAAGCCGUGGGAGUUCUCUCGGCCAGCUCUGCCCGUAGCUGACAUGUUCCUGUGUUAGUGAGUCCCUCUUAAAGCGGUUAGAAUCGCCACAUUUGCGAGUCUUCUGUCCAGUGGAACCGUGGUCGUUUGUGAAUUUAUUGCAGGUCUUAGGAUUCUGCUCUGUGUCUGUGUUUGCGUGUCAUAUAGUAGUGGUUUUGUAUCUUCUGUUUGAAUUAGUCAUGUAAAUGGAACUUUUAUGUGUUUUUGGUUAUGUAAUGAUACACUGAUUCCAUCUAUAUUUGGGGACUUCUUCUGAAUUCGCUCUAGUGAUUUCUCAUUAGCUAAUUGCUGAACGCAAGAAGUUCUUGGAUACCAAUGACAUAGAAUUUGGUCCUUAUGUAUUGAAUACU